AUGGCCUUCUUCGCCCAACCCAGCCUCACCCCCCUCCUCCAACUCCUCAACGACUACGAGUCCACACCCCAGGAGACUCAGGAGUACUACAAGCCCCGCCGCAACAACACCAAAUCCUCUCGCGGGUGCCCCAAGCUCCAAGCCCCUCCAGCCCCACGCUCCUUCAUGCCCGCCUUCGACGUACGCGAACUCACAGACGCCUACUACCUAGACGGCGAGCUGCCAGGCGUGGACCAAAGCCAAAUCGAGAUUGAGUUCACCGACGCCCACACCCUCGUAAUCAAGGGCCACACAGAGCGCAACUACAACAACGAGGACAACGCCACCCCAUCCUCCAGCCGCAGCUCUUCUCCUGCAGGCUGGCACCAGCCCACUGUCGAAGACGAAGAUGCAGAGUCCACUACCGGUAGCUCGGCCGGCAGUGUCGACACCGCUGCUUCGGGCCAGGCUCAGGCAGAGAAGGAUGAGCCGCACUAUUGGGCUGCGGAACGCUCCACUGGUGACUUCCAGCGCACUUUUAGCUUUACGGCGCGCGUGGAUCAGGAUAAUGUCCGGGCGAGCUUGAAGAAUGGGAUUCUGUCCGUUGUUGUUCCUAAGGAGGCUACGCCUACGCCGAAGAAGAUUCGCAUUCUUUGA
Penicillium bovifimosum is the source of this 636-nucleotide messenger RNA. RefSeq names its product Hsp20/alpha crystallin family protein. Lineage: Eukaryota; Fungi; Ascomycota; Eurotiomycetes; Eurotiales; Aspergillaceae. The record is from RefSeq and is a predicted model, not a curated record. The transcript has a single exon. The coding region runs from base 1 to 636 and encodes 211 amino acids. Gene Ontology annotation, biological process: response to salt stress; protein complex oligomerization; response to heat.